Haemonchus placei is the source of this 357-nucleotide messenger RNA. Lineage: Eukaryota; Metazoa; Nematoda; Chromadorea; Rhabditida; Trichostrongylidae. The record is from the annotation of a GenBank genome assembly.
AUGUGCUCAAUCAUAGGAUUCAACCUGGAAACGGUAGAAUAUCGCAACGUCUCGUUCACUGUAUGGGAUGUUGGUGGACAGCAGAGAAUCAGGGCUCUUUGGAAGUACUACUUUCGCGAUACCCAGGCGAUAAUUUUCGUUGUCGACAGCGCUGACGUUGAUCGCAUGGAAGAAGCUCGCAAUGAAAUUCAUUCUCUUGUAGCGGACGCUGAGCUGCAUGAUGCUGUGCUGUUGGUGUUCGCAAAUAAACAGGAUAUGCCAAAUGCAAUGAGUGCUACAGAAGUUUCGAAGGCUCUCGAUAUGCACUGUAUAAUGAACAGAGAGGUAGGAUUUACUACAAAUUUCCUCAUUGAGUGA